Neltuma alba is the source of this 456-nucleotide messenger RNA. Its product is annotated as RNA polymerase II subunit A C-terminal domain phosphatase SSU72-like. Bases 36 to 404 code for a protein of 122 amino acids. Gene Ontology annotation, biological process: mRNA processing. Gene Ontology annotation, cellular component: nucleus. Lineage: Eukaryota; Viridiplantae; Streptophyta; Magnoliopsida; Fabales; Fabaceae. Gene Ontology annotation, molecular function: phosphoprotein phosphatase activity. The transcript is spliced from 2 exons. The record is from RefSeq and is a predicted model, not a curated record.
CUAGUCAAUCCCUUGAAUCUCCAUAUUCAGUGACCAUGAAGUUUCGGUACGCUGUGGUGUGUUCUUCGAACCAGAACCGAAGCAUGGAAGCUCACUCCCUCCUCAAAAGGCAGGGCUUCGAUGUGUGUUCUUAUGGAACUGGUGCCCACGUUAAGCUCCCUGGCCGCUCCCUCAGAGAACCCAAUGUCUACGAUUUUGGAACUCCCUACAAGCAGAUGUUGGACGAUCUUCGCAGAAAAGACCAAGAACUCUACAAGCGAAAUGGAAUUUUACCAAUGCUUAAAAGGAAUUCAACAGUAAAAUUAGCACCUCAACGAUGGCAAGACAAUGCUGCUGAGGGAUCCUUUGACAUUGUUUUUACAUUUGAAGAAAAAGUUUUUGAUAUGGUUGCUGAAGGUUCGUAAUUUUGCCAAGUUUCAUUCUUUUUGCUCUGGAUCGAUUCUAAAGAUAAUGUAU